CCCCGCCUUAUUGUUUUGAUUAACAGGUUGUCUUUUCGCGUGAAUUGAAGCAAGCACCUCGGGUGAAAAACCUCAUAAAACAAGUGGCACUCAUUGGGAUUUACUGAAACGCAUACAGUCUGUGUUAAUAAUGACCGUGUCGACUUGAUAGCGGCGCUGUUGUUGACAAAGAUGCUUUUCUCCCAAAGAUAAGCUAACAUUAGCUGUCUGGUAGCGUAUCUUUGGUAACAACAUGACGGUGAUGGGGAGCGGUGUGUAGGAGCGACCGACCAGACAUUGGAUCGCCCCGAUUUCCUGCUUGUCAAUCACACAUCUCCAGGAUUAUAAUGUCUUUGUGUCUGGAUACAGUCGACACGGCUUUCUAAACAAAAAAACAAAACUGCCUUCAUCUAACCAAGUUAUCUGCAUGUGGUCUUUAAAAUUCAGCUAUUGUGAUACUGUGACUUUUUCAAAUAACGUCUUAGCUACAUUUUUCGGACCUCAUGCCAAUUCACUUACGAUCUUCAGUAAUUCAAGUCAAUACGUGUUGGGUGUAGUGUUGGGUAUUUUCAUCACUUUCUUUCAAUGGGCGAGGAAAAGCCAGACACGCUUGACUUUGUGAAGGAUUUCCAGGAGUAUCUGAGCCAGCAGACCCAGCAUGUCAACAUGAUCUCAGGCUCUGUCAGCGGCGUCAAGGAGGUGGACGAGCUGCCACCAGACUGCGGUCAGAAUGGACUGGAUCACCCCUCAGUGGACAUGUCUCUGGAGGACAGCUCAGGGAUCCUAGUGGAUGGUUUUGAGAGGACCUAUGAUGGCAAGCUCAAGUGCCGCUACUGCAACUAUGCUACCAGAGGCACAGCAAGACUCAUUGAGCACAUCCGAAUUCACACAGGAGAGAAACCUCAUCGCUGCCAUCUUUGCCCAUUUGCUUCGGCCUAUGAGCGCCACCUAGAGGCCCACAUGCGAUCUCACACGGGCGAGAAGCCUUAUAAGUGUGAGCUGUGCUCUUUCCGCUGCAGUGACCGUAGCAACCUGUCGCACCAUCGCCGUCGACGCCACAAACUGCUGCCAAUGAAAGGUGCGCGCUCACUCUCCCACAAGAAGAUGCUGAGUGUUUUACAGAAGAAAGCCAGCUCACUGGGCUAUGGCCGCCGGCUCCUCAUCAACUUCAGCCCCCCUUCUAUGGUGGUGCACAAAGCUGACAAUGUGAACGACUUCUCCCAUGAGCUGCCCCACUUACGCCAAGAGUCGUAUGAUAAUCAGGGUCGCACAAUCGACGAUGGGCACUCCACAAAUCACCAAGACAUGGUUAUGGAAAACCCUCUGAAUCAGCUGUCCACCCUGGCAGGCCAGUUGGCGAGUCUCCCUUCAGAGUCCCAGGCCCAGAAUCAACCCCCCAUGUCUCCAGGAGCAGAGUCUAUCGUCGAUGAGAAGCCUUUCCUCAUCCAGCAGCCCCUCCCUGCCACAGCUCCUGUAGCUGUCUCAGCCAGCAUGGCCCACGCCUCCUGCUCGUCCCCAAUCACCCCAGAGCCCAGGGGCCCCCCCCACAUCACCUGCAGCCCUGGAAGGGGACCCUGCAGCGAGCACAGUGGGCGCACCAGUACCCCCAGUGUCUCCAACAGCCAACCCAGUACGCCGGCCCCAGGCCUGUCUGUCCCACUCCAGGACCUCCACAUGCUGCAUCACUGCCAGCACUGUGACAUCUACUUUCCCGACAACAUCCUCUACACUAUCCACAUGGGCUGCCACGGCUACGAGAAACCAUUCCAGUGCAACAUCUGCGGCCACAAGAGCAAGAGCAAGUAUGACUUCGCCUGCCACUUUGCCCGCGGGCAGCACAAGUUCAUAGGUAACAGUGAAUGUUGAGCCUGUUGGCGAUCACUCUACCCCUGCGGGAUGGCAAAUCAUUUAAUUGUGAGAUGGAUUAAUCUUACUAAUUUAUAAGUAAAGUGUUUUCUAACUUA
Trematomus bernacchii (emerald rockcod) is the source of this 1943-nucleotide messenger RNA. It is a transcript of the gene ikzf5, whose product is annotated as IKAROS family zinc finger 5. The coding region runs from base 565 to 1845 and encodes 426 amino acids. Gene Ontology annotation, biological process: regulation of transcription by RNA polymerase II. The record is from RefSeq and is a predicted model, not a curated record. The transcript is spliced from 4 exons. Lineage: Eukaryota; Metazoa; Chordata; Actinopteri; Perciformes; Nototheniidae. Gene Ontology annotation, molecular function: RNA polymerase II cis-regulatory region sequence-specific DNA binding; DNA-binding transcription factor activity, RNA polymerase II-specific. Gene Ontology annotation, cellular component: nucleus.